CAGGCUGCCUCCUCAUCUCUACACACUGAGCUCCUGCUCACCAAUCCUCCAGGUGACCCUCAGCCAUGAAGACACUUGUCCUCCUCUCUGCUGUUGUCCUGCUGGCCUUCCUGGCCCAGGCUGAUCCUCUGCCAGCACCAAAUGAGGAGACUAAAACUGAGGAGCAGCCAGGGGUAGAGGACCAGGAUGUGACCAUCUCCUUUGGAGGCCCAGCAGGGCUUUCUCUUCAGGAUGCAGGCUCAAGAAAGGUCUCAACAUGCUACUGCAGAAGAUCCUGCAGAAAUUCAGAACGUCCCACUGGAGUCUGCUUCGGAUUUAUAACACGCCGCAUUUUCUGCUGCAGCUGAGCAUGGAGACCAGAG
Molecule: messenger RNA, 362 nt
Organism: Meriones unguiculatus (Mongolian gerbil)
Lineage: Eukaryota; Metazoa; Chordata; Mammalia; Rodentia; Muridae
Product: defensin alpha-like protein 1
Exons: 2
Coding region: 66-347 (93 amino acids)
Biological process (GO): cellular response to lipopolysaccharide; antimicrobial humoral immune response mediated by antimicrobial peptide; defense response to Gram-positive bacterium
Cellular component (GO): extracellular matrix; extracellular region
Source: RefSeq, a predicted model, not a curated record